AUGUCUCUCACUCAUUCGACAAUGCGCGUGUCUGCGGCCUCGCGGACUUCUUCGCCCAUCACGCUCGUGCGCGCCCGCUCGACGGUAGCCAGCUCGGGCUCGUCCAUGCUCGAGGCAAGGUCCAGGGUGCGGGAACAUGCGCGGAAUAUCAGCAGGUCGUCUGCGCGGAAUGCCACCACGACGGAGCAUGUGCGGCCAGAGCCUGCUCCUGGCUUCCAGCAGCUACCCCCCAAAAUCAACGUUCCUUCCCCCUCGCCAGCCUUCGGUCCUAAUGCAAUCGGACCCCUCGAUCAUUCGUUUGUCGGCAUGUCUGGCGGGCAGAUCUUCCACGAGAUGAUGGUCCGACACGGCGUGAAGCACAUCUUCGGGUACCCAGGGGGCGCCAUCCUUCCUGUCUUCGAUGCCAUCUACAACUCGCCGCAGUUUGACUUCAUCCUUCCGAGACAUGAGCAGGGCGCCGGACACAUGGCGGAGGGCUACGCGCGUGUCACCGGCAAGCCUGGUGUGGUCCUCGUCACCUCCGGCCCCGGUGCGACGAACGUCGUCACGCCCAUGCAGGAUGCCCUGAGCGACGGGAUCCCGCUUGUCGUGUUCUGCGGACAGGUAGCGACGUCCGCCAUUGGCUCGGACGCAUUCCAGGAGGCCGACAUGGUGGGCAUCUCGCGGGCCUGCACCAAGUGGAACGUCAUGGUCAAGGACGUCGCCGAGCUCCCUCGGAGGAUCAACGAGGCGUUCAAGAUCGCCACCUCGGGUCGACCAGGACCCGUCCUCGUUGACCUACCGAAGGACAUCACAGCCGGCGUCCUGCGCACGCCUUUGCCGUACAAGGCGACAACGCCUGGGCGCCCCCUUGGCCUCCCGACAAACCCCCUGCAGACCUCCGAGCACCAGACGGACAUGCUGCAGAUCCAGCAAGCCGCGGAGUUGAUCAAUCAGGCGCAGCGCCCGAUCAUCUACGCAGGCGCCGGCGUCCUGUCCUCGUCUCUGGGCCCGAAGCUGCUCAAGCAGCUCGCACAGCAAGGGAACAUCCCCGUGACGACGACGCUGCAGGGCCUCGGUGCGUUCGACGAGCUCGACGAGAAGAGCUUGCACAUGCUCGGCAUGCACGGCUCCGCGUACGCGAACCUUGCCAUGCAGCAGGCCGAUGUCAUCAUCGCCCUCGGUGCGCGCUUUGACGACCGUGUAACGGGCCGUGUAGACAAGUUCGCGCCUGCUGCACGCGCGGCCGCGGCCGCGGGCAAGGGCGGUAUCAUUCACUUUGAGAUCCAGCCAAAGAACAUCAACAAGGUCGUCGAGGCGUCGAUCGCGGUGCUCGGCGAUGUCACGAACAACAUGGCUGCGCUCGUGCCUCUCAUCCGUCCCGCACCGCGCACGCAGUGGUUUGAGGACGUCAAACGGUGGAAGGCGCAGUACCCGUUCACAUACGAGAAGAGCACGUCUGCGCCUGGCUCGAUGUUGAAGCCCCAGGAGGUCAUCGAGGAGCUCGACCGCCAGACCGCGCACCGCAAAGAGGAAGUGGUUGUCACGACGGGUGUAGGCCAGCACCAGAUGUGGGCCGCGCAGCACUACCGAUGGCGGCACCCACGGUCCUUGGUCACUUCCGGAGGUCUCGGCACUAUGGGCUAUGGUCUUCCCUCGGCCAUUGGCGCCAAGGUCGGUGCGCCUCAUAAAACCGUCGUCGAUAUCGACGGCGAUGCAUCAUUCAGCAUGACGGCUAUGGAGCUGCAGACUGCUUCGCAGUUUAACAUUGGCGUCAAGGUUCUCGUGCUUAACAACGAGUUCCAGGGCAUGGUCCUGCAAUGGCAAGAUCUCUUCUACGACGCACGGUACUCCCACACGCGGAUGUCGAACCCGGAUUUCGUCGCCCUCGCAAAAGCAAUGCGCGUACACGCUAUCCGCUGCACGAGCGCCGACGAGCUCCCAGAGAAGAUGAAGGAGUUCCUCGAGUAUGACGAGUCGAGGCCUGUGCUCCUGGAGUGCGUGGUUGAGACAAAGGAGCACGUGUUCCCGAUGGUCCCGGCUGGGAAGGCUCUCCACGAGCAGAUCCUCCAUGCGAGCUUGCGGGACUCGUAUGAUCCCACUGGGGCUACGAAGAAGGCGUGA
Molecule: messenger RNA, 2103 nt
Organism: Postia placenta MAD-698-R-SB12
Lineage: Eukaryota; Fungi; Basidiomycota; Agaricomycetes; Polyporales; Adustoporiaceae
Exons: 5
Coding region: 1-2103 (700 amino acids)
Biological process (GO): L-valine biosynthetic process
Cellular component (GO): mitochondrion; acetolactate synthase complex
Molecular function (GO): flavin adenine dinucleotide binding; magnesium ion binding; thiamine pyrophosphate binding
Source: RefSeq, a predicted model, not a curated record